Messenger RNA from Letharia columbiana, 294 nucleotides. RefSeq lists its product as uncharacterized. Lineage: Eukaryota; Fungi; Ascomycota; Lecanoromycetes; Lecanorales; Parmeliaceae. The record is from RefSeq and is a predicted model, not a curated record. The transcript has a single exon. The coding region runs from base 1 to 294 and encodes 97 amino acids.
AUGGAUUCAUGGCUACAAGUUGUGGAGGACAAGACCGGAAUAAUGCACAUGCGACUGGUGGAUCACCAGGGGAAAUUCAAAUACCUCUUCGUAACCCAUUACAAUGAGAAAAUUCUCGAACCGGAUGUCGCCUCUGACAGUUCUUCUGCCAUCAGGCGCGACAAGGGAAAUGAUGCUACUGAGCCGGCAACAAGUUUCAUCUCGGAUGUAGGAGCCAGCGAUAGCGACACUACCAUAUCCUCAACACCAAGUUCGACCGCUGAAAGCAGAAGCAGGAACCUGGCAAGUACAUAA